Anoplopoma fimbria (sablefish) is the source of this 3508-nucleotide messenger RNA. Its product is annotated as bromodomain-containing protein 1-like. Gene Ontology annotation, molecular function: protein binding. NCBI's taxonomy places the organism in Eukaryota, Metazoa, Chordata, Actinopteri, Perciformes, Anoplopomatidae. Gene Ontology annotation, biological process: regulation of transcription by RNA polymerase II. Gene Ontology annotation, cellular component: MOZ/MORF histone acetyltransferase complex. The record is from RefSeq and is a predicted model, not a curated record.
CCUCGUCGCCCUGGAUACCCCGUCGGUCGCUCGCUCGCUGGACUCGACUCGGUGCAGAACUGGAUGCGUCUGAAGGCCGCGCCGCCAUUGCUGCUGCUGUUCCUGCAGAGCUGAGCUGAGACUCCGGGUCUUUACGUCUUCAUAAUGAAGAAGAAAAGUCGUCAUCACCGACCCCCGGUGCUGAAGAGGGAUUCGUCUCCAAUCAAGCCGUCGCCCAACCGGGAGACGCUGACGUACGCGCAGGCCCAGCGGAUAGUUGAGCUGGAGGUGGACGGCCGCGUGCACCGGAUCAGCAUCUACGACAAGAUGGAUGUCAUCGGCGACGACGACCCCACGGCGCAGGAGAUCAUGGAGUGUAACAGCAACAAGGAGAACAACGAGAAGCCCCAGCAGGUCCUGGUGCGCUCAGUGCGCCUUAAAAACAACCAGCAGAAGAAGAACGCCGCGCUCAUGGCCACGCACAGCAGUACUGGCAGCCUGUUGGAGCCAAAGGUUAGAACGGUUGAAUACAACCUGCCGGUGGUGCCCAAGAGGCCGGCGGCGUAUUACAAAUACACGGAGAGGACGGCGGAGGAGUUGGACGAGGAGGUGGAGUACGACAUGGACGAGGAGGACUACGCCUGGCUGGAGCUCAUCAACGACAAGAGGAAGAGCGAGGGCGUCAGCCAGGUGUCGCACAACCUGUUUGAGUUCCUCAUGGACCGCUUCGAGAAGGAGUCGUACGCGGCAACGCAGGGUCAGAGCGACCAGCAGUCGCUGGUGGACGAGGACGCCGUGUGCUGCGUCUGCAUGGACGGAGACGGAGCCGACAGCAACGUCAUCCUCUUCUGCGACUCCUGCAACAUCGCCGUGCACCAGGAGUGCUACGGCGUGCCGUACAUCCCCGAGGGCCAGUGGCUCUGCCGACACUGCCUUCAGUGUCCGGCGCGUCCCGCCGAGUGCGUCUUCUGCCCCAACAGAGGCGGAGCCCUGAAGAAGACAGACGACGGCCGCUGGGGCCACGUAGCGUGCGCCCUGUGGGUGCCCGAGGUCGGCUUUUCCGACACCGUUUUCAUCGAGCCCAUCGACGGCGUUUGCAACAUCCCGCCGGCGCGCUGGAAGCUCACCUGCUACCUGUGCAAAGAGAAGGGCGUGGGCGCUUGCAUCCAGUGCGACAAGAUCAACUGCUACACCGCCUUCCACGUCAGCUGCGCCCAGAGGGCCGGCCUUUACAUGAGGAUGGAGCCCGUGAAGGAGGUGACGCCGUCCGGCAGCGCCUCCUUCUCUGUGAAGAAGACCGCCUACUGCUGCAGCCACACGCCGGAGGGCUGCGACCGCCGGCCGCUCGGCAUCUACGAGGAGCCGCACCCGAAGAACGGAGCGUGCCACAAGAGAGCCGACAAGAGGGGGAAGUCCCGGGCCAAGGGCUGGGCGAAGAAGAAGAGCAAGAGAGGCGAGCCUGAACCGGAACCAGAGCCCGAGACCCCCACCAACUCUGGGCCCAGUAUCACUGCUUCAAGUUUCGACACCAUCCUGAACCAGGUGGCGGUCCAGAGGAAGCGGGUGUUCGUGGAGCGGUUGCUGAGCUACUGGGUGCAGAAGAGGCAGUCGAGGAACAACGUGCCGCUGAUCCGCCGGCUGCAGGCCAACCCUCAGCCGCCGAAGAUCAAGCAGAUGGACCGUGCGGAGACGAACAAGGCGCUGAAGGAGCAGCUGAAGGAGUGGCACCGCCUCCGCCACGACCUGGAGCGAGCUCGUCUGCUGCUGGAGCUCAUCAGGAAGAGAGAGAAGCUGAAGAGGGAGGAGAUGAAGCUGCAGCAGUCGGCGCUGGAGGUCCAGCUGACCCCCUUCAACAUCCUGCUGAGAGCCGUGCUCAGUCAGCUGCAGGAGAAGGACCAGUACAGCAUCUUCGCUCAGCCCGUCAACACCAAGGAGGUCCUCGACUACCUGGACCACAUCAAGGACCCCAUGGACUUCUCCACCAUGAGGAAGCGCAUCGACGGCCACGAGUACCGGAGCCUGGAGGAGUUUGAGGCCGACUUCGACCUCAUCAUCUUCAACUGCAUGAAGUACAACGCCAAGGACACGUUUUUCUACAGGGCCGCCCAGCGCAUGCAGGACCACGGGGCCAUCCUCCGCAGGGCCCGCAGAGAGGCCGAGAGAAUCGGCUUCGACUUCCCCAGCGGGUUGCAUCUGCCCGAGGCCCCGAAACCGGAGACGCCGCCCACCUUCUCCUGGGAGGAAGUGGACCGGCUGCUGAGCCCCGCCUACCGUCAGCUGACCCCUCUGGAGGACCAGCUGAGGGAGCUGCUGGAGAAGCUGGACCUGAGCACGGCCAUGAAGCACAGCCCGUCACGCAGCAAGAGGCUCAAACUGCUCAAGAAGACCAUCACGGAGGUCCGCAGCGAGAUGAGCCUGAAGAAGUCCCACAGAAAGCCUCCGCCGGCGCCUCCGGAGCCCAGCGCGACCCCCACAGAGGAGAAACCACUACCUGAACCCCCAGCAGAGCCCCGCACGCCACAGGAGGAGAAGCCUCCGCCCUCGCAAACGUUUGAGCUGUUGACCUCACUGUCGCGGGUCGACGUCUCGCCUGGCGACGCGGAGCCGCCGCCCCCUCUAAAGGCCACCAAACCCAGCACGGACUGUUCCUCCUCGGAGCCCGACGACGACACCGACACGUCUACCUCAGUGCCCAACGGGCACGCCCUGGACCCGCUGCUCCCCAACGGCGACCUCCACGUCGACGCCUCCGGCCCGUGCAACCGGCGGAACAACAUCCUCUUCCGCAAGUCCAAGAGCGCCAGCCCCCAGAAACCAGUCAAGAGCCAGGAGGCGUCCGCUGUGUCGCCGCCGACGUCGCCUUCCCUCGGCGCCAAAACCUUCCUGUCCGUGGUGAUCCCUCGAUUGGAGACGCUCCUCCUGCCGAAGAAAAGACGACGCAGCAGCAGCGCCGACGGCGAGGAGGAGGACGAGGAGUCGCCGAUAAAACGCCUCGGCACAGGAAUAGCAAACGGUUUUGUGGUGGAGGACGAAGAGAUCUCACCGUCUCCCCGCCUGCUGGAGCCUCGCCGCCGCUGUGCCUCCGAGUCGAGCAUCUCCUCCAGCGGGAGCGUCCUCUGCGGCACGAGCACCGUCAUCGUUUCUAAAAGCGGUAAAGGCCGCUCGCCGGCCGCUCGCCGGAGCACCGUGGACGACAAGAGCACCCUGGUGACCUGCAUCGAGAACGGGGAGUUCACCAAAGCGGCCAAGAUCUCGUCAGAUUGUGGACCCCCGAGCGCGGAGGAAGAGGGGUCAGCACAACGGGGCGGAGCUUCCCCAGCAGCCCCCCCCGCCGCCGCCGGACGUUCUCAGAGCCGGAGAGCGGAUGCAGUUCAGGUCCGCAGAGAAACUCUUCCUCGUCCACUUCUUCGACAGCAAGCGCAGCUGGCAAUGGCUUCCUAGAUCCAAGAUGGCUCCCUUCGGGCACAACCGGGCGCUCGACGAAACCAAGCUGACGGAGGCUCGCUCCUCCUGCAUCCGAAAAGCUGUG